Molecule: messenger RNA, 2203 nt
Organism: Helobdella robusta
Lineage: Eukaryota; Metazoa; Annelida; Clitellata; Rhynchobdellida; Glossiphoniidae
Exons: 12
Coding region: 7-1401 (464 amino acids)
Biological process (GO): transsulfuration
Cellular component (GO): cytoplasm
Molecular function (GO): cystathionine gamma-lyase activity; pyridoxal phosphate binding
Source: RefSeq, a predicted model, not a curated record
GUCAGCAUGUCCUGUCAAACGGAAACCAAAGACGACAAAAGUUGUGCUAGCAGAAACUGCAACAACCACCGCAGCCACACCGAUCACACAGCAACCGACCACACAACAGCUCCCGCCACAAAAGAGACGCAGACAGCAGACACGUACACAAAAAUCAUCAACAACAAAGAUCACCAUGGUCUGGACUUGGUCAAAAAAUGUUCAUGCGCCGACGAUGAUCCUUUUGGGACCUUCCCCCACUUUGCCACGACGGUCAUACACGCCGGACAAAACCCGAAACAGUGGAACUGCAGGGCUGUGGUGCCCCUCAUCUCCCUAUCUACCACCUUCCAAGCUGAGGAACCAGGGGCCGAGGGAAAAUUUGAGUAUGUACGUGCUGGCAAUCCGACGAGGAAAGUUGCCGAGACAUGUGUGGCAGCAAUCGAGAAUGGAAAACAUUGUUUCUUAUACGCCAGUGGGCUCGCUGCUACAGUCAACAUAUUCCACUUACUGAAAGGUGGUGAUCACGUGAUAUGCAUGGAUGACGUCUACGGGGGUACCAAUAGGUACAUUAACAAGGUCUUAGUAACAAUGGACAUCGAGGCGACAUUCGUCGACGCCACUGAACCGGCGAACGUUAAGCAAGCACUCAAACCUAACACCAAGAUGUUGUGGUUGGAAACGCCGACAAACCCGACGUUGAAGGUGGUGGACAUUGAAGCGGCUUCAGCAGUGGCCCACCAGCAGCCAGGUGUCAUCGUCGUCGUCGAUAAUACCUUCAUGUCUUCAUACUUCCAGAGACCGCUUGACUUAGGAGCAGACGUUUCUUUCCAAUCUCUGACCAAAUACAUGAAUGGACAUUCAGAUGUUCUGAUGGGAUCACUGACGACGAACAAUGAUGAAUUGGCUGAAAAACUGAAAUUUCUUCAAAAUGCUCUCGGGGCGGUGCCCUCUCCAUUUGAUUGCUACAUGUUAAACAGGGGCUUGAAGACGUUGGCACUGCGUAUGAGGCAGCAUAUGAAGAAUGGGCUGCAGGUGGCUAGGUACCUACAGGACAACCCAAGAGUUGAAAAAGUUAUACAUCCUGGCCUGCCAAGCCACCCACAACACGCCAUUGCCAAGAAACAGUGCAAAGGUUACAGCGGCAUGAUCACGUUCAGCAUCAAGGGCGGUCGCGAAGAAGCUUGCCUAUUUCUUAAAAGUCUCAAGGUUUUUUCGUUAGCAGAAAGUCUUGGAGGGUAUGAAAGUUUAGCAGAACAUCCGGCUCUUAUGACGCAUGCAUCCGUAUCCGUUGAAGAUAGGAUGAAGUUGGGAAUCACGGAUAGUAUGAUUAGGCUGUCAGUUGGACUGGAAGACGUUGAAGACCUCAUUGAAGAUUUAGAUGAAGCUCUUAUGAAAGCCGUUCCGAUCGUGAGAAAUUGAGAAGUACUGGUCUGAAAAACAAUCCGAAAACAAUCUUUAUGUUUUAAAAAAAAUGAAUUUAUUUAAUGAAAAAAUUUUAUUAUUGUUAUUAUCACUAUAGUAAUAAUAAUAAUAAUUACUAUCGUUUAUUAUUAUUAUUAUCAUAGCAAGCAUGAACAUAUGAUAAUUAUGAAACAACAUGAUAGGUAGAGAUAUAUUUGCUGUCGAAACCUGCCACUGCUACACCAGUGCCAUGUGCCUUACCCAUUACACCAUUCUAUAUAUAUAUAUAUAUAUAUAUAUAUAUAUAUAAUACAAAUGCACAUACAUACAGUAUAGACACUAAGCAUACUGAUAACGCGAUGGUUUUUUUUUAAUAAAUGGUAAAUGAAAUAAAAUCAUAUGAUCAAAAAUUAACAUGGGAAAUUUAAUCCCAAUGUAUACUGUUGGAAUAAUUAAUGUGCCAUGUUUGCUGUAUAAUUAUACAGUUUAUCUAUUUGGUUUUUUGAAGUGUUUUUCUAUGUGGUUUGAGAUCACUAGGGUUCGAUGAAACGCACUAUAUAAAUAUGUUUGAUUGAUUGAUUGGUUGGUUGGUUGGUUAGUUGGUUGGUUGGUGGUGGUUGGUUGAUUGAUUGAUUGACUGACUGACUGACUGACCGACCGACCGACCGACCGACCGACCGACCGACAGACCGACCGACCGACCGAUUGAUUGAUUGAUUGAUUGUUUGAUUGAUUGAUUGAUUGAUUGAAUAUUACCAUGAACAAAAUAGCACUUAUUUCAUUUUACAACUUUUAAAAUUAAUUUAAGACAAAACAAAUA